Messenger RNA from Pelobates fuscus (common spadefoot toad), 1944 nucleotides. Its product is annotated as sodium- and chloride-dependent transporter XTRP3A-like. The coding region runs from base 74 to 1843 and encodes 589 amino acids. NCBI's taxonomy places the organism in Eukaryota, Metazoa, Chordata, Amphibia, Anura, Pelobatidae. The record is from RefSeq and is a predicted model, not a curated record. The transcript is spliced from 11 exons. Gene Ontology annotation, cellular component: plasma membrane. Gene Ontology annotation, biological process: sodium ion transmembrane transport. Gene Ontology annotation, molecular function: L-proline transmembrane transporter activity.
UGAUGAAGUAUAUCACAAAAAACAUCUGCUUUUUAUUUUUAACAUUUGCGAUCAGAAUAUAAACUCUGCAAGCAUGCAAAAGAUGGAAAAAUCACGUCCAGUUUGGGAUAAUCCUUUACAGUUUGUGUUUGCUUGCAUAUCCUAUGCUGUCGGUUUAGGAAAUGUUUGGAGAUUUCCUUACUUAUGUCAAAUGUAUGGAGGAGGGGGUUUUUUGAUUCCAUACAUAAUUAUGCUCUUUGUUGAAGGAAUGCCUUUGUUAUAUUUGGAAUUAGCUGUUGGUCAGCACAUGCGUCAAGGAAGUAUAGGAGCAUGGAAAACCAUAAGCCCUUACCUCAGUGGAGUUGGAAUUGCCAGUAUAAUCGUGUCAUUUUUCCUAUGUAUAUAUUACAAUGUUAUAAAUGCCUGGGCUUUCUGGUACCUGUUUCAUUCAUUCCAGAGCCCAUUGCCAUGGUCUGAUUGUCCACUGAAUAUCAAUAUGUCUGGUUUUCUUGAAGAGUGUGAAAAGAGCUCUUCCACACAAUACUUUUGGUAUAGAGAAACCAUAAAUAUAUCACCAUCCAUUUCAGACAGUGGAACAAUCCAAUGGAAGCAGGCUGUUUGUUUAAUUAUGGCAUGGUUUGUCGUUUAUCUUUGCAUUCUAAAAGGUCCUAAAUCAUCUGGAAAAGUUGUUUAUGUAACAGCAACAGUACCAUAUGUUGUCCUUCUUGUAUACUUGGUCAGAGGGCUAACUUUGCAUGGAGCAGUAAAUGGAUUGACAUAUAUGUUUACUCCAAAGAUGGAACAGCUAGCAAAUCCCAAAGCAUGGAUCAAUGCUGCAACACAGAUUUUUUUUUCACUGGGUCUUGGAUUAGGAAGCCUUAUUGCCUUUGCAAGUUACAAUGAACCCAAUAACAAUUGUGAACGGCAUGCCAUCAUUGUUUCUCUUAUUAACAGUGGCACAUCUAUAUUUGCCAGUGUUGUGACUUUUUCCAUUUAUGGAUUUAAGGCAACUUUUAACUAUGAAAACUGCCUGAGCAAAGUGAUACUUUUGCUAUCGAAUACAUUUGACCUUGAAGAAGGAUAUAUAAAAGCAGAUAACCUUGAAAAUAUGAAAAUAUACCUUAAUGAAACUUUCCAUGAGGAAUAUUCUGCCAUCUUUCACCAAAUAGUAGAUUGCAACCUUGAAACAGAGUUAAGCACGGCUGUUCAAGGAACUGGUCUUGCAUUUAUUGUUUAUACGGAAGCAAUAAAAAAUAUGGAAGUUUCACAGGUUUGGUCGAUCCUUUAUUUUCUGAUGUUACUGAUGCUGGGUAUAGGAAGUAUGUUAGGAAACACGGCUGCAAUUCUUACACCUUUGGCAGACAAUAAAUAUAUAUCCAAACAUUUACCAAAGGAGGCUAUAUCAGGAUUUCUUUGUUUUACCUGUUGCCUUUUUGGGUUGAUUUUUACUAUGGAAUCUGGAAAUUACUGGUUUGAAAUAUUCAAUGACUAUGUUGCCACUCUAUCAUUAAUCCUUAUAGUCUUUGUGGAAAUUAUAGCCAUCUGCUAUGUUUAUGGACUGAACAGGUUUGAAAAUGAUCUUAAAAUAAUGAAUGGAGUUAAACUAGGCCUGUACUGGAAAAUCAUGUGGGGAUUUGUAAGUCCCUUGCUGAUAAUAAGUUUGUUUAUCUUUUACCUUGUGGAUUACAUUAUGGCAGGCACUCUUCAAUAUAAAGCAUGGGAUGCCACUCAGGGGCAACUGGUCACAAAGAAUUAUCCAACUCAUGCAUUGGUUAUCAUUGGACUUCUUGUUGGAGUGUCUAUUUCUUGUAUAUUUUUUGGAGUGCUAAUACAUUUCAUCAACAAGAGGUUAAGAGGAACCUAAACCAUAUUUUGUAUAUUGCGUAAAUAUAUAUUCUAUAUAUGAAUGCGAGUAAAUCAUAGACAUGCAUUUGUUUGAAUUUAUUUUGCUAUUCUUUUAUCAGA